Molecule: messenger RNA, 2668 nt
Organism: Olea europaea var. sylvestris
Lineage: Eukaryota; Viridiplantae; Streptophyta; Magnoliopsida; Lamiales; Oleaceae
Exons: 3
Coding region: 1665-2258 (197 amino acids)
Source: RefSeq, a predicted model, not a curated record
UAACUAUUGAUCAAAUUGUAUGUGAAUCAUUGAGUAACAACGUAGCAUGAUUCUGUGGGUAAGGCCCCAUUACGCUCAAAAGACUACAAAUCGGAAUGGGACAAUAUUUUGCCAUCCUAAAAUCCUGUGCUUUUCAUGUAUUCUGUCAAAUUCAUUAAUGUUCAUUAAUGUUUCGCAACCUUAUUGAAUUUAUUGAUAACGUGGUAAAUUACUUAUCAUUUGAUUUUCCUUAAAAUUGCCGCUUUCGUUUUGUUAUCUGAAAUUUCUAAUCUAAGGCAUCAUGGCAGUGCUAAAUGCACAAACUUCCAUUGACGAGUGUGAAAAUUCAAAAUUGUGACUGAUCACAUGCUUCUUCCUUUGCCACCGGGCUUUUCACGUCGGUGUUCGCGGCCAAAAGUGGAGGGGUGGCCUUUUCACCCUUCUCAACCCCUUUUCCCGUUGAAAUGCAGAAAACUCUCUCUCACAUUAUAAUCCCAUAAGAGAAAAAGAAGAUCGAAGUGAAAGCCCAACAUUCUCUUUUCUUCCGUUAUCUUUAUUAAAAGAAGGUUUAUAGGUACACCGUUUUUUCAUUCGAUGGUGGCAAGGUCUCUGGCAUCAUCACCAGAUGUUUUUGUGUUGAUUGAUCCUGACACCAUUCUUCUACCAAACUUUAUUCCACUCUUGCAUAUGCUUACAAGCUAGACCAAGAUUGGUUUCUUGGUUGUUUCAUUACAAACUAUUUUGCAUUUUCAUUUUCAUUUGGACUCAAGUGGGAAACUUUGGAUAAUCAAUGACGGACAGAUAAACUUACCUUGGUGACUUUAUUCUGGCUUCUACUAUAUUCACCGGCUUAUAUUAUGCUCAUCGGAUGGUAUAACCAUUGCAGCAUUGGAGAAAGUAGGGAAGCAUGAAGUUAAUUCCAAUCUCUCGGAACAGCUGAGCUUUUGUGACACAUUAUUUGUGGGGAAGGUGGGUCUUGCCAUAUAGGCAAUAGCAUAUGCUUGAAGCCUGAAACAAAUUUGAAAGUAUAUUUCUUGAAUAGAUACCUGUUUCCAAAUGUUGCAUGCCAAGGUCUGUGGGAGGAAAUAAACAUAAAAGAAGCCUGUACGAACAAGGGAUGUUAUAUUUUCCAUAACAACAGGAUUAGUGGAAGGAAGAGUUAUCAGGGCUAUGGGAGUACGAUAUUGGCUCAAGAAUAUCAGCCUAUUUGGGAGUGAUUUUUUGGCCCAAAAAAUUGAUUUUGUGACUGUUAUUUUAAUAUUCCAACCGUCAUAUUUGACUUCUUCUCUUACAAGUGGACCCUACUUUUUUCCUAACGGUCUAAAAAAUCAAUUCUCAAAAUCACUCCCAAACAGGCUCUAUGUCUACAAAGCUGACCUAGAACUAGUUCACAAGUUUUUUUUGAAAGAGAGAUGAUUUUCUAUAUUUGAUCAUGGGUAGCUUUGUCUUUCAUAUUAUGGAGGAGAAAUCGAAGAAUCAAUUUUUGUCAGAUAUGCUUCUAUCUACAAAACUUUGGAUUUAUCAAUGGUUACAUUUGAGAUGGGGCCAAAAAAGCUGGCCAAGAAAAAAGCAAAAUUUAGUUAGUUUUAUAUUCUUCAUCCACACCGGUUCACAAUUUUUUCUUGGUUGGACCAUUAUACUUACAACUGUAAUGGGAUAUUCUGGUUGCCGGCAAUGCUGAAGAGAUGUGUUCCUGUUUUAGGUCUCAUUCGGUGUUAGACAGUGAAUCCUGGAGAAAGGAAGAGUCGAAAGAGGAAACAGUCUCAUUCAGCUCUCAUAUAAAAAAUACUUCUGUAAGGAUAGUUCAUGCUGGUGGGAGAAUUGAGCUCUAUCAAAAUGCAAUUCCUGCAUCUGAAUUGAUUAGGAGAUAUCCUGGGAUGUGUAUAGCGCGGCCUGGUAUCUUCAAGCGCCCCCAUGAAUCUGUUUUAUAUGCUGAUGACAUAUUAUUGCCGGGCAACAAAUAUAUUAUCAUCCGAUCUACUACAGUAGAGAAAUUGAAACGCAGACACUCACGGGAAGGGAAUGUAAAUCAACAAGCUGGUAGUGAUGAGCCUAUCUUAGAUUUUAAAGAAAUUAAAGAUGUUGGGGAUAAUUUUUCAGAAGAAUCCUUUCGUUCUGCUAGAGACUUCUAUAUCUCUAAAGACAGUUGGUCAAACCAUUUUCUGAAGAAACACGUGAAAGAGAAGAAGCCAUUUGUACCCCCAAUACAGAGGCCAAGAAUGUGGAAGGAAUCCAGUUGGGAGCCGAAUCUAACUUCAAUACAGGAGCUAUCUCCAUGAGUAUCCCUGUUUCAGAUUCUAGAUGUACUUAUACUACUACCAUUCUCUGGUAUGUAGAUUUCUCCGUGCUCUUAAAAAGUUGGUCACUAGAUCUUUGAGAAAGUGAUCGUCAAGAUCAUUUUACACUCUUGUUAUGUUCUUUGUAUAGCCUUCAAAAGUCGAUUAAAAGAUCCUUGAAAGAGUUGCCUAUGUUCUAUUGACUGGUAUAUCUAUUUGCUAAAUUUCUUUCUAAACUGCAGAUAUUUUCAUAACAAUUAUCUGCUCAAAAACAUGAAUUCUAGAUCAAUCACAUGAUCCUAUCAUCUUAUGUUGGAAUAAGUGAAGGCAAGAGGGAUGUAAGAAAAGAAUUGUAUUCUGGAUCUUGACUUUCUAGUCAUACUAUGUUCCUUUCGGGAUCUUUCUGUUCUUCA